Molecule: messenger RNA, 1454 nt
Organism: Athene cunicularia (burrowing owl)
Lineage: Eukaryota; Metazoa; Chordata; Aves; Strigiformes; Strigidae
Gene: PDCD6
Product: programmed cell death 6
Exons: 6
Coding region: 1-573 (190 amino acids)
Molecular function (GO): calcium ion binding
Source: RefSeq, a predicted model, not a curated record
AUGGAUAUCAUGGCUGGAACUGGUGCAGUUGAUACAAUCUGUGUCACUUCCAAAGAGAGUGUCAACACAGAGACUAUAAAGCCCUGUAAAGAAAUCCAGGUUGAUAAAGAUAGAAGUGGAAUAAUAUCUGAUAAUGAACUUCAGCAGGCAUUAUCCAAUGGCACGUGGACUCCAUUUAAUCCAGCAACAGUCAGGUCCAUUCUUGGCAUGUUUGACAGAGAAAACAAAGGUGGCGUGAACUUCAAUGAAUUCACUGGAGUCUGGAAGUACAUCUCAGACUGGCAGAAUGUCUUUCGAACGUAUGACAGAGACAAUUCUGGAAUGAUUGACAAAAAUGAACUAAAGCAAGCACUAACAGGUUUUGGUUACCGACUGUCUGAUCAAUUCUACGAUAUCCUUAUUCGGAAAUUUGACAGACAAGGAAGAGGACAGGUUGCUUUUGAUGACUUUAUUCAGUGCUGUGUUGUUUUACAGAGGCUGACUGAUGUGUUCCGACGAUACGAUACUGAUCAAGAUGGCUGGAUUCAGGUGUCUUAUGAGCAAUAUCUUUCCAUGGUCUUCAGCAUCGUAUGACACUGAUAACUAGGAAUUGCACACUUGCGUUACACAGACUGGAGUUGCCAAAUCAUCCUGUACUGAAUAAGAUUAUUGAUGUAUUAUAAUGGAUAAAACUUCACAUUCUUAAAUUUUGUAUAUUGGUCAUCACCUCCAGAAUCUGUCCUUGAGUUUUUUAUUUUUGCAUUACUGUACGAUAUGACCAUCUCUGCUUACUGUAGUACAGAAAGCACAGAAUCUAGAUUUAACUGGUGCAAUGUCAAACUUAACCAUCUUCCACAUAUCCUGCAUGGGGAAAAAUGACUCUUUAGAAAUGCCAAAUUAAAAUAAUGCUUGUUAGUUUAUAAAAGAGUUAGAAGUCAGAUGAUGCACAACAUGUUUUGCAUGUGCCUUACUUUUGUAAAAGUUUAAUGUAUUAAUUUUUAAUACAGAAUUUAAAAUUAAGUAAAAAUAUUAGAUCAACUUUUCUAGUCUACUUCACUUUUUUACAGCUUUUUUUCAAGGGGGUGGUGGUUUUUAUUUCUGUAUUCUACUUUUCUAUGGGUCAGGGGUCUCUCUUACUUAACAGCGAUGGCCUUUUUCCUGUGCCUGAUCCUUUUAUUUUCUAGCUGCCUCCUUCUCUCAAGGUAUCUGUGAGACAUCUUCAAAUAGAACUUCUUCACAUCUGUGUCCAAUACUGCAUCUUCCUCAAGGAGUUCCCUACAAAAAUAAACUGUCAUCUAACAACUCGGGAGAGAUAGUUCCCUCUGCUUAGUGUGCUCAUUUAACAUCAAAAGUCUUUAUUUUUGUGCUAAAGCACUUAUUUGAAGUGGCCUUGAAUUGACAGUCAAACAUUCUCAUAACUUUACCCUCCAUCUCACUAUUUACAGUUACUGAGGGACACAGUGGAAAAACUGAAG